GCCAGUGACAAGCCUGAAGUCGGAGUUCAGCGUCAAAUGUUUUGGAAUAAUGCAACCGCUGCUACAGGAAAUUGCCGUAAAAAAGGAGAAAAUUGAUCGAUUUGAUGAGGUCAUACAAAAUAAAGAGAAUAAGCUGGUCGAAACACAGAUGAAAUAUGAUCAAGUGCAAAUAAAGCUCGCCGUGGCGGAGACUGCGCUGAGGGAGAAGGAACUCCAACUAGUGCAACAGCAGGAUUUGUGCAACUCCCAUAGAAACAACAGCAAUGUGAAGGAUGAGCUAUUAAAGGCCUACAAGCUACAAGUUCAGGAUAAAACCAUCCGCAUUGAGCAGCUGCUAAAAGAUUCCAAAGAACAGGCCGAACUGCUCGACAGCUGCAAAUUGCAGGCCAAGACAAAGGAAGCUCAAAUAGAGCAGCUGCAGGAAGUGGCUCAAACGAAUCAGCUAAUACAAUUGGCAGCAGCUAAGAACAUGACUCAGAAGGAGGAGCUAAUCCAGCAGCUGCUGUCCGAUGCGAAGGAAGCCAAGGAACAGCUCGAGAGCUACAAAUCCCAAAUCAAAAGCAAAGAUGAGCAGUUGGAGAAGCUGCAUGCGGAAAUACACUGGAAUAACGUAAAAGUCCAGGAGCUGGAAAACAAUCUGAAGAAUAAGGAUCAACAAAUUGCCGAGCUGCAUGCGGAAGUCAAAAGAAUUUUGGAUCAACGAAGUGCACUUGGAUCGCAAGUCGAUGCGAACGAGAUGCAAAUCGAACAAAAGCAAUCGGAAAUCAAGAAUUUACAAUCGGAACUGCAUGAGGUGCAGGCAGAGCUAUCGGAGUACAGGAUCCAAAUCGAUAGGCUGCAAUCGACAAAUUGUCAUUGGUUUGGCAACUCCUCCGAUAUACACAAGAUACGAGCACCUGGCAUCGAUCCCUUUGAGGUGCUCUGCGAUUCUCGACUGGCCGGGCCAGGCUGGACCGUAAUACAGCGUCGCAUUGAUGGUAGCGAGAACUUUUAUCGGAACUGGAGCGAUUAUCGCGCAGGUUUUGGCAGCUUGCAAGGCGAAUUCUUCAUCGGCAUGGAGAAGCUCAACAGGCUGACCAUGGCCCAGGCCCAGGAGCUGUACGUCCAUCUGGAGACCUUCGAUAAUUCCUCCUACUUUGCCCGCUAUGCGGACUUUAGCAUUGGCAGCGAAAGCGAGGCCUACGCUCUGAAACUUUUGGGCUCCUACACGGGCAAUGCGAGCGACGCCCUUUACUUUGCCAGAAACCGAAAGUUCUCCACUCAUGACGUUGAUAAUGACAGGAGCGACGGAAACUGCGCGGAGCAGAAGCAUGGCGCCUGGUGGUAUGAUCGAUGUGGUCACAGCAACCUCAAUGGUCAGUACUUGAAAGAGGCAUCCAAAGAUCCAAAGGGCAUUUAUUGGCUUGGUACACACGCCUUUUCCUUUAAGUCAGUGCAAAUGAUGCUGCGACCCAAGUCGGUUCAAUAUACCUAAUAAUCAGAUAAUGCCAACUAAAGUUAGUUUUAAAUCAUAAUUUCAUAAAAUUGCUAAGACCAUGAGAAUAAAAGGCAGACGGAGGAAUUUGU
Molecule: messenger RNA, 1566 nt
Organism: Drosophila montana
Lineage: Eukaryota; Metazoa; Arthropoda; Insecta; Diptera; Drosophilidae
Product: angiopoietin-related protein 7-like
Exons: 2
Coding region: 50-1474 (474 amino acids)
Source: RefSeq, a predicted model, not a curated record